Mugil cephalus (flathead mullet) is the source of this 528-nucleotide messenger RNA. RefSeq names its product dynein light chain Tctex-type 1b (gene dynlt1b). The record is from RefSeq and is a predicted model, not a curated record. Gene Ontology annotation, cellular component: cytoplasm; cytoplasmic dynein complex. The transcript is spliced from 5 exons. NCBI's taxonomy places the organism in Eukaryota, Metazoa, Chordata, Actinopteri, Mugiliformes, Mugilidae. Gene Ontology annotation, molecular function: dynein intermediate chain binding. Bases 67 to 408 code for a protein of 113 amino acids. Gene Ontology annotation, biological process: microtubule-based movement.
UUGGAACCGGAAGUGCUAUUAUUACGUGAUCUUCACUGACUUGACAGCGGAGGCAGUUAGGCUAACAUGGAGGAUUAUCAGGCAGACGAAGAGACGGCUUUUGUCGUUGACGAAGUGAGCAAAAUCAUUAAAGAGUCCGUGGAAGCAGCCAUAGGAGGAAAUGUGUACCAGCACAACAGAGUGAACCAGUGGACCACCAAUGUAGUGGAGCAGUGCCUCAGUCAACUCAGCAAACUGGGAAAGCCUUUCAAAUAUAUCAUAACAUGCGUCAUCAUGCAGAAAAAUGGAGCAGGUCUGCAGUCAGCCAGCGCUUGCUUCUGGGACAACUCUACAGACGGAAGCUGUGCAGUGAGAUGGGAGAACAAGUCCAUGUAUUGCAUCGUCAGUGUUUUCGGACUUUCCAUUUGAGCAUAGAAACAUGUAGGAUUUUCUGUAUUUUUGAGAACUAAUGCUAUGUUUGAUCAUUUUUGCUGCAUUUUAUUACACGUUAUGUUUUUGUGUUGUUGAUUAAAUCACUACAGUGCUGUA